GAGGGGAAGGUGGGAUUUGGUCGUGGUGAUGAGCGAGUGCGCGUGCUCUAAGCCGCCGCCAUUACUGAAUUGGGGAAAGGCUUUGAGGGAAGCGCAAGCAGCAGCGGCCGCGAGCCUGGGAAGAACGAACACGGAAAGGAGAGGCGGAAGGGGCGGCGGGAAGCUGUGAAGGGACCGGUGGCGGGAGAGCAGGACUCUUAGGAAGAUAUGCAAUCCGGAGACAGAAAGAUCAGAUGCAGCCAUGCGUGAGGAUCAUCUGCUUUGUCAAUGGAGGAUAACAAGCUACUGCCUUUGCUUCUGAGGGACCCAUUGGAUCACGUGGAAUAUUUUAAGAAUGCACUACACGACCAUCUGUAUAAAUGAGCUCAGAAGGAUGAAAGGGGAGUAAUGAUGGCAAAGAAUAAGGAGCUGCGACCCCCAUCGUAUACUAUUAGCGUGAUAGGAUUGUCCGGAACAGAGAAAGAUAAAGGCAACUGUGGAGUUGGAAAGUCGUGUCUGUGUAACAGAUAUGUCCGCCCAAAGGCUGAUGAAUAUUACCCAGAACAUACCUCUGUCCUUAGCACGAUUGACUUUGGUGGGCGCGUCGUCAACAAUGACCACUUUUUGUACUGGGGUGACGUAAUACAGAAUGGGGAGGAUGGGGUUGACUGCAGGCACCACAUCAUUGAGCAAACGGAGUUCAUAGAUGACCAGACAUUUCUACCCCAUCGGAGUACAAACCUUCAACCGUACACCAAGCGCGCGGCCGCCUCCAAGCUGCAGUCUGCCGAGAAGCUGAUGUAUAUUUGCACAGAUCAGCUGGGCCUGGAACAGGAUUUUGAGCAGAAGCAAAUGCCUGAAGGGAAGCUCACAAUAGAUGGAUUUGUGCUCUGCAUCGAUGUCAGCCAAGGAUGCAACCGGAAGUUUGAGGAUCAGCUUAAGUUUGUCAAUAAUCUCUAUGCCCAAGUAGCAAAAGCAAAAAAACCCGUCAUCAUUGCAGCAACAAAAUGUGAUGAAUGCGUGGAUCAAUAUCUAAGGGAAGUCCAGGGGUUCGCCUCAAACAAGAAGAACUUAUCGGUUGUAGAAACUUCCGCCCGGAAUAAUAUCAAUGUAGAUACGUGUUUUACGGCACUAGUUCAACUGCUGGACAAAACGCGAAGUAAACCUAAAAUAAUUCCCUACAUGGAUGCUUUUAAAACACACAGGCAGCUUGUGGCCUCCGCUACUGACAAAUACGAAAAACUUAUUGUGCAAAAUGUUCGGGAUUACCAUUCAACCUGGAAAAUUAUCAGUAACAAACUGAAAAACCACCCAGACUAUGAAAAUUACAUCAACCUGGAAGGAACCAUGAAGGCCAGAAAUACAUUUUCCAAGCACAUAGAGCAGCUUAAGCAGGAGCAUAUUAGAAAAAGGAAAGAGGAGUAUCUGAAAACACUACCAAGAACACUCAAUACAAUUUUACCCAAACUUGAGGAAAUUGAAAACCUAAAGUGGGUUGAAGCUCUGCAGCUGAUUGAGAAAAGGCCUGAUUUCAACUUUUGGUUUGUUUUUCUGGAGCAGACUCCAUGGGAUCAGUCUGAUCAGAUCGACAAAGUCAAUGACAGGAGGGUUCCUUUUGAUCUGCUCUGCACCUCAGAGGCUGAGAAGGUCUAUCAAAACCAUGUCCAGAACCUGGUGUGUGAAAAAAGGAGAGUAGAAAUGAAGGAGAAAUUCAAGAAAACUCUUGAAAAGAUACCAUUUAUCUCUCCUGGUCAGCCUUGGGAAGAGGUUAUGUGUUUUGUUCUGGAGGAUGAAGCCUACAAGUAUAUCAACGAGACAGAUCGGGUGGAAGUGUACCGGAAACACCAGAGGGAAAUUAUUGAAAAAGCCAAAGAGGAUUUUCAAGAGAUGCUUUUUGAGCACUCCGAGCUGUUCUAUGACUUGGAUCUAAAUGCCACCCCUAGCACUGAUAAAAUGAGCGAAAUCAACGCUGUCCUCGGGGAAGAACCAAGAUAUAAAGCGUUACAGAAGCUUGCAACUGACAGAGAAUCUCUUCUUCUUAAACACAUAGGUUUUGUUUAUCAUCCUACUAAAGAAACAUGUCUAAGUGGCCAAAACUGUAUGGAUAUUAAAGUAGAACAGGUACUCGCCAACAGUCUUCUGCAGUCCAACCUUGGCCGGCUAAACCUGUACCACGAUGGUACCAACCUCGACAAAGUGAACCUUCUUAUACUUGGCAAGGAUAGUUUAUCUCAGGAGAUGGCCAAUGAAAUAAGAACGCAAUCCACGGAUGACGAGUUUGCAUUAGAUGGGAAAAUAUACGAGCUGGACUUGAGAGCGGUAGAUGCACAUUCCCCAUACCUCCUGAGCCAAUUAUGGACUUUUGGUUUUAAGCCGCAUGGUUGUUUCUGUGUUUUUAGCUCCAUUGAGUCCCUUACUUUUAUCGGAGAAUGCAUCGGCAGAAUUCGGUCAGAAGCCAUGGCACGGAGAGAGAAAGAGAUCUUAAAUCUUCCUUUCACUUUAAUUUUAGCUAAUCAGAGGGAGAGUGUGAGCAAGAACUUGCCCAUUUUGAGACAUCAAGGACAGCAGCUGGCAAAUAAGCUUCAGUGCCCCUUUGUAGACAUACCUGCUGGCGCGUACCCACGUAAAUUCAACGAGUCUCAGAUCAAGGAGGCGCUACGGGGAGUACUGGAGUCUGUCAAGCACAAUUCUGAUAUUGCCAGCCCGGUUCCCACUAUUAAAGACCUUUCGGAGGCUGAUUUGAGGAUAGUGAUGUGUGGCAUGUGUGGCGAUCCCUUCAGCGUAGACCUCAUUCUUUCUCCGUUCCUUGAGUCACGAACUUGCAGUGCGGCUCAGCCUGGCCAAAACAACUCCCUGAUGCUUGACAAAAUUAUUGGUGAAACGAGGAGGAGAAUCCAGAUCACCAUACUGUCCUACCACUCUUCCAUAGGAGUCCGAAAGGACGAACUCGUCCACGGAUAUAUUCUCGUUUAUUCUGCCAAGCGCAAGGCUUCGAUGGGAAUGCUGCGAGCUUUCCUGUCCGAGAUACAAGACACUAUUCCGGUUCAGUUGGUGGCCGUCACGGACAGCCAAGCAGACUUUUUUGAGAACGAGUCCAUCAAAGAGUCCAUGACGGAAGGGGAGCACAUUGCCACUGAGAUUUCUGCAAAAUUUACCGCUUUAUACUCCCUGUCUCAGUAUCAUCGCCAGACGGAGGUUUUCACGCCGUUUUUCAGUGACGUUUUGGAAAAAAAGACCCAAAUCGAGAACUCUUAUUUAGCAGAGAACAGCCGGGAAGCGAAUCACCAAUCCGAAGAUGUCUUCAUCCAUUCGCCGCGUGGCAACUCUCCCGCUUACAGCUGCUAUCCGGAUUCCGAAGAUGACACCGAAGCGCCCCCUCCGUAUAGCCCCAUCGGUGAUGAUGUCCAGUUGUUGCCGAAGUGCAAUUUGGACAACGAAGGGAACGAAUAUCCAAUACACAGCACCCCGCUUAAUUGCCUCGACCAUGACAGAAACCAUAAAGUGCCGCCUUCAAUAAGGCAGAAACGAGCUGCACCCAAGUCCAAAGUAAAUAGACUGGACCCGAAUCUGGUUAAAACCAUUGAAGCUGGCAUCAGUAAGAACCCAAAGAAGCAGCCUUCUCGCUUCCCUUUGUCGCACCCGGAUGAUCUUGACCCGUUGGAUAACUACGCAGAGCCCGCCGACACGGUACUCAAACACAAAGACUUUUCCAACGACAUCUAUGCUGUCCCCGAUGACAGCCAGAACCACGCGCUAAAGAAUCGUCUCUUCUUUGCCAACGUCCAAGGAGACGAGGAGAACGGCGUCUCGGACAGAGUGUCGCGAUCCCAGGCGGAGCGAAGACCCUCCAAAUACAGAUACAAGUCAAAGACUCUCUUUAGUAAGGCCAAAUCCUACUCCUACAGGAGAGCAAACUCUGAUGCUAGCGACGAGGAAGCACUUACCAUGCCGGGAAAAGAUCGCAAGCGGAAACCAAAGCACAGGCCGAGCGAGGAAGACCCGCUGCUCUCACCCGGUGACACCUGGAAGGGGGGCAUAGACAAUCCGGCCAUCACGUCCGAUCCGGAACAAGAAGAGAGGAAGACCAAGAAAAAGCCGCCGAAAACAAAAGAGGACAAAAAGAAAAAGAAAACAAAGCCUUUCAUCCCGCACACUCGCCUAACCUGGGAUAGCAACUAUUUCGGCAAGCCCUUGCAGGACCUCGUGAGCGCAGACAAGCCCGUUCCGGUCUUUGUGAAGAAGUGCAUCGACUUCAUCGAGGAAACAGGCCUGAACACUGAAGGUCUGUACCGUGUGAGCGGGUACAAAACAGACCAAGAUAAUAUACAGAAGCAGUUUGAUCAAGAUAACAAUCUGAACCUGGCGUCAAUGGAGGUGAAUGUAAACGCAGUAGCAGGCGCUCUGAAAGCAUUCUUUGCAGACCUACCCGCUCCAUUAAUCCCUUACAGUCUUCACCCAGACCUCCUGGAAGCCUCAAGAAUCCAGGACAAGAUGGAGCGGCUUCAGGUCCUAAAAUACAUUUUAAGGAACCUCCGUCAAAACUAUGUUGUCAACUAUGAGGUCCUCAAAUUUGUUAUCACUCACCUAAACAGGGUUAGUCAACAUAACAAGACCAACCUGAUGACAGCUGACAACCUGUCCAUCUGCUUUUGGCCUACUUUGAUGCGGCCAGACUUUGAGAACAAAGAGUUCUUCUCUACCACCAAGAAUCACCAGUCCGUCAUUGAGAUGUUCAUCCUGCAGUGCCAGUUCUUCUUCUAUGAAGGUGACAUUGUGGAUUCGCCUAGUGCCACCAGCUCUCCUUCAGCCCACCACUCUAGCCCAGGACAGCUAGCUGCACCACUAGUCCCUCUUCAAUUACCUCCUCCUCUCCAACCACAACUCCUGCAGCCCCCGCUACAAGCUGACGCUCUGGGCAUCAUAUAAAUGGGCUUUACCAAUGUACUUGUAAUUUAAACCCCCCCAGAUCCCUACAGGCCAGACGAUGGCAUGAGGAAUAGACUUCCCACCUGUAGUAAUACCGUAAUGCAGAUGGAUCAGGUUAUUUUUAGUUCUCGGUUUUAUUUUUUUUUCUUCUGUUUCUAAGUUUUUUUUUAACACGUUGGGACAUCUAGAGAGAGGUCUGUGACAGGCCCUGUUUGUGAAUUUUGCUGCUGCAUGGAACUUCAGAUUCAAUACUCUUCCCGUGUGGCACCUUUGUGUCACUAAGAUACCUAUCAGUACAGAAGAGAAAAUACACAAGAGUAAACCGUUCUUUUCUAUAGAAAAUCUAAUUAAAAUACAGAAAUAAAUAACAUUUACGAUGCAUAGUGUGAUUUCCCAGCCCUUCUGCUGGCUGAGAUUUAUUUUGGUGUCAAAGCAUCCGUGGUGUGUGUACGUGGGCAUGUGUUGGAGCGUGUGGAAGCCUGGCAGCGGGGUGGGUUAUGGAAUCCGUGUUGGUGAUGCUUGGAUUGGAGCUUAACUUGUAAAUGAUACAAAGUAAAAACUGUAUGUACAUAUAUAAAUGUUUACAUAUUUCAAGAAUAAACAUCCAUCCAUUAAA
Molecule: messenger RNA, 5521 nt
Organism: Spea bombifrons (plains spadefoot toad)
Lineage: Eukaryota; Metazoa; Chordata; Amphibia; Anura; Pelobatidae
Gene: ARHGAP5
Product: Rho GTPase activating protein 5
Exons: 7
Coding region: 388-4905 (1505 amino acids)
Biological process (GO): signal transduction
Molecular function (GO): GTPase activity; GTP binding
Source: RefSeq, a predicted model, not a curated record